CAAAUUCCGGGCUAAUGCGUUUAAACAAGUCUUUUUUAAACAGUUCUGUAAUAACCCACCUUUUUUUGACCGACAAUGACAUUUGGGAAAUCGCUGAAGGUGCUUUUGAUAGCUUGCCAAAUUUGGUUUAUCUUAAUUUAACUGGUAAUUUUUUAACUUUAAAUAAACUGAAUUUCGCAAACGAGUCAAAUAUCGAAGUGUUGGUUUUGGACAACGCGAUUAAGGACCCUACUCUCCAGUCUAAUAUUCGUUCAGUACACCAAUGCAGCAGAGUGAUGGAAUACCCAACAAAAAGUUCAGACCAGGGUAAUACAAUUAUUUUUGAAAGUCAAAUGAAGCUGCCGAAUUUGAAAAAGUUAUAUUUAAGGAAUAACAAUAUCAAAUCGAUUAAUGAGUAUAGUAUUGCAUUGUGGAAGGAAUUAAUGCCAAAUAUUUCUCAUCUUUACCUGCAGCACAAUCGAAUUUCUUCAUUAAGUUUCAUCCGAUUUCUGCCGUCAACUGUGACUGAUUUGCUGCUGAACGACAAUAAAAUAUUCGCAUCCGGGAGUAUGUCGUUGAACCAUCUGAAGACUUUAGAAAUUAGUGACAAUAAGAUCAAAAAUUUGUGUGGUACUUAUGCAAAUUGCGACGGUAUGACUCUGGAAAGUGCUACAAAUUUGGAAGUGUUGUUGAUGUCAAAUGUUUACCUUCGACGCAUCGAAUCUAAUUCGUUUAAAGACCUGGGAAAUUUGCUAUUGUUAGAUUUAUCACGAAAUCAGAUUGGAGACAUUGUUAAACAUACUUUUGACAAUUUGACGAAUCUAAAGACACUGCGGUUGGACCACAAUAAAUUGUACGAAAUACCUGACGUUUGCGGUCUGAAAAAUUUGGAAUCUUUUUCUUUGGCUCACAACGAGAUCGAAACAAUAGACGAAUCGAUGUCUUGCUUGUCGAGAGUAAAAGAACUAAAUUUCAGCAAUAAUCUCUUAGAUAAGAUAAAAUUCGAGGCGUUUCGUAGUUUUGUUGAGUUAGAGAAAUUAGAUCUUUCGGGUAAUAAACUUGUUAUAUUGCCUGACAACUGGAUACCUUUGACGUCGACUUUGCAGUACUUGGAUCUGCAAAAUAAUUUGUUUACAAGUCUCGAAAGUAUGUCGUUGAUCAAGGCUGAGAAUUUGAAGUAUCUUAGUAUCGGAAAAAACCCUCUGAAAACGAUUAAUAUUAAAAUAUUGAAGACUUUGCCGGAGAGUACGACGGUGGAUGUUGAGAAGAUUGGAUGUGACCAAUGUCAGAUAUGUGAGAAAUGCCAGAUAUGUGAGAAAUGCCAGGAGUGUGUUAAGCGAGAAGAUCGCGGAUCUUCGGAUCACUGCCGAUCUUGUGGAUCAUAUUGUAGUAAUUGCCAACAAUUUUUCGACGAUAAUCCUACAGAGGGUUAUGAACCAAUGUAUUAAUCAUAAUGAACUACU
Molecule: messenger RNA, 1442 nt
Organism: Cotesia glomerata
Lineage: Eukaryota; Metazoa; Arthropoda; Insecta; Hymenoptera; Braconidae
Product: toll-like receptor 6
Exons: 1
Coding region: 15-1427 (470 amino acids)
Cellular component (GO): extracellular matrix
Molecular function (GO): protein binding
Source: RefSeq, a predicted model, not a curated record